Molecule: messenger RNA, 2420 nt
Organism: Paramisgurnus dabryanus
Lineage: Eukaryota; Metazoa; Chordata; Actinopteri; Cypriniformes; Cobitidae
Gene: kics2
Product: KICSTOR subunit 2
Biological process (GO): cellular response to glucose starvation; negative regulation of TORC1 signaling; cellular response to amino acid starvation
Cellular component (GO): KICSTOR complex
Source: RefSeq, a predicted model, not a curated record
UAAUUUUAUAAUUUCAAGUUUGAGCAACCAUAGUAAAAGAAAUAUGAAAAUGUCUCCUUAUUACUAAGGUUCAAAAUAAAACAUUAUGUGAAAACUGCAUAUGCAAAUAAAACAAUAAAUGCGUAUUAGAGAAAUACUUGUGAAUUCGCGUUUUUACUAGACAGAAUAUGUCCCUUUUGACUUGCCGUAGUAUUUACAUGGAGCUAAAUUCAUGGUCGCACUGUGUGCUAAACAUGUACAUUUUACAUUUACCUCUCCGAAUCUUUUAAAUUUGUUUAUUUAACCUUUUUUUGUCCAGUAGACUAUAAACCGACCCGAACAUCCACAAACCGUAUUUAAAGUAAACUAAAUACAGAUAUCGCAUGAAUGUGCAGCAGCUGUCAGCGAAUCUCAAGUCUGUCCGAAACGGAUCCCAUGAUCUUUUUUUAUAAUCAUGUCUGAUGAAGAACUCCGGCCAGUUCCGAAAGAACGAGCCGUCCUGGAGAGUUUCUUCACCCAGCUCGGCACGUUCUGGUUCGACAGGGCGAAAGAUUAUGUGGAGAAAGAAAAGGACGCCAGUAAGAGCGCAGGGGCCAUCUGGGCGUCAUUACUGUCUGCUCUCGCCCAUCUGGCAGCUGCUGAGAAAGCUUACCACAACAUGACUUUCCUCGGCCAGAAACUAGGUGGCCAGUCAUUCUUCAGCCGAAAGGAUUCCUUCAGAUCUAUUUACACAUCUUUACACAAUGAACUAAAGAAGGUGGUCUCCAUGGGUCGCCACACAUCCGGGGGCUCCACUCUUAACCUGGAGGAUCUGCUUUCGCAUUUGUCUGAGCAGCUCUGUCAUUUUGCACAGGCCAGAAUGGAAAUCGCUGACUUCUACGAGAAGUUGCAUUCGCUGGGCAGCCAGAAGACGGUCAACUCCGAGGAGCUUGUGAGCACCCUGGAGACAAUUUUGAAGAAGUACAGUUCCAGGUUUCACCAUCCCAUCCUGAGUCGUCUGGAGAGCAGCUUCCAGGUGGAAGUUAAUGUUCUGACACAGCUGUUGCAGUGCCAGGCGCAGAUCUCAGAGUGGCAUUUCCUCCCAUCCCUGCUGAACCUACACGGUGCCCAGUCCAAACUUCAGACCUGGGGUCAGGUGUUUGACCGGCAACGCGAGACCAGGAAACACCUGUUUGGAGGGCAAUCCCAGAAGGCCGUGCAGCCCCCACAUCUCUAUUUCUGGCUGCAGCGUCUGCAAGCGACACUCCUGGCCAAGUUCAGCUUCUACUUCCACGAGGCGCUGAGCCGGCAGACGUCGCAGUCUGAAAUAAAAACCCUGACAGCACGCACCUGCCCCGAUCACUUUGGCAAGAUCUCGGCCUUUAUCCGCAAACAUGACGCUUUUAACGUCUCUUUGAUCUUUGAUAACCGUGGAUCAGAGAGCUUUCAGGGACAUGGCUACCAUCAUCCACAUUCAUAUCGUGAAGCACCUAAAGGCGUGGAUCAGUUUCCAGCCGUGGUGUCACUUCCUGGUGGAGAAAGGCCGGUCACGCACUGGCCUAACGUUAUCAUGAUCAUGACAGACCGCUCUACGGAUCUCAACGCUCUGGAUAAGGUGGUGCACUUCUAUGACGACAAAGUCCAGAGCACCUACUUCCUAACCAGACCUGAACCUCACUUUACUAUAGUGGUGAUCUUUGAUGGAAAGAAAUCUGAGAGAGACACGCACAUUGUGGCAUUCCUGCAAGAACUAACAGGGUCACUAAGGAACACCAAACCCUUUACUACACUUAAACCAGGCUCCAAAGGCUAAAGUUUAUACAGUACCUACAGCUUACCGUUUUAAAACACAAAACUCACCUGUUUAAUUGAAUAUAAUUUCCUCACUCUUUGUGGACAUUAAAUGUUGUUGAGCAUUUAUUAUGGUUGCUAUUUUACUCAAUGUGCUGCUGGAACUGUUCAUGUGAUUCAUGUUAUCUUUUUAUCUCCCUAGAGCAGAGGUGUCAAACUCAGUUCCUGGAGGGCCGGUGUCCUGCAGAGUUUAGCUCCAACCAGCCCAAACACACCUGUCUUGAACUUCCUAGUAAUCCUGAAAACCUUGAUUAGCUGCAUCAGAUGUGUUUGAUUAGGGCUGGAAAUAAACUCUGCAGAGACACCAGCCCUCCAAAAAUUGAGUUUGACACCCCUGCCCUAGAGUGAAUAUAAGAGGUCCAAAAGUUUCACAAGACAAACCAUUUUCAGACCAAAGACAAUAUAUCUGUUAACAGGCAAUAAUGUUUGCCUUGUUUUUAAUUUGCUUUAUGCUGAUCAUUUAAAUAAUUUUUUUCUUUCUGUAAGUUGUGCUUUGCCGAAUGUGAAAGGGACCCAUUAACAAGAAAUAUGAUUUUGAUGUACAGCAUAUUUUAAUAACUUAAAUUUUAUCAAUUUGACAGUUUUUUCCAACCACUGUGAAGAUAAAUCGC